Colletotrichum phormii is the source of this 1404-nucleotide messenger RNA. RefSeq lists its product as uncharacterized. The record is from RefSeq and is a predicted model, not a curated record. Lineage: Eukaryota; Fungi; Ascomycota; Sordariomycetes; Glomerellales; Glomerellaceae. The transcript is spliced from 2 exons. Bases 1 to 1254 code for a protein of 417 amino acids.
AUGGCUGUCCUCACCAACCUACCAAUCGAAAUUCUCAACAAGAUUUGCACUUCACUAUGCUGUCAUUGUCGACAAAACAAAGUGCAGCUCGAUAAAUCGAGCGCGCCCGACAUCUCGAAUGAAGACUACAGUGAGCGACUUGGGCUACGCAAUCUGUGCCUCACAUCACGGUCACUACGCUACGUCGCCCAACCAAUUCUCUACCACGUUUUUCUGCACCACUGCAACAUGAACUGGACAAAAAGAGAAACGCACUUAAUACCUCGGUUGUUUCGUUUACUAAGAACUAACAAUGAGAACCCCCAACUUUCAUUCUGCAUCAAGUCCGUCGACAUCAAAGCUUAUGAAGAGAAGUGUGAUUGCUGUUCACCAACGGCUGACUGCGCGACCGACGAAGAGACUGUUCAAGUCAUGCGGUUCUCCGAAAGGACAGGUCUCUAUGUUGAUCUCCUCGACGUGGAUUACGAUACACUCCCUGAGAUUCUUACUCAAUUUCUGUUGACUGUGACGCCAAAUCUUCAGAAACUAAGCCUGUGCGUCCCACGUUGGUGGUACUUUCAGCCGCCGGAAACAUGGAUCCAUGGACAUAAUGAGUCAAUGACAUUCCUGAGCCAGGUUCGGCACAUGGAUCUGGAGAUUGAGCGCCAUGCCAACGACAUGUGCUUUGACGAGCACGACGAGGACACGUGUUUUCAUCCCACCGCGCCGAGUCCUGUCGAACGUCUGCUUAUUGACAAUGCUUCGAAUCUCGAGAUUUCUGGGAGAGUAUUUCAGGGUGACGAUUUGCGAAUGGACCCAAGCCGGCCGUACCCAAUGACCUCCCUCGCCGAUUUCACGGCUCUUGAAACCAUCAAUCUCGAGGGCUAUAUGAUAUGGCCGCAUCGGAACGACGGAAGUACGAUCCAAGACGUGGAGUCAGACUUGCAGCGUCUACCAAAGUUUUUGCCCCAGUGCGUACAGCAGCUUCACAUUGACAUGGAUGGCUGGCUCAACUAUGGAGAUGAAAACCUCAGGUCAUUAGCCAAGGCUGUGGCAAAUGGGAAAUUCCCCUACCUGCAGACGGUGAUCUGGGGCAUGAUACAUGACCGCCGACUCCUCCGGCGUGAGACUUGCAACAGGGCGUGGGAAAUGGGCGAGGAAUGGAGGGAAAAAACCGCACAACAAGUCGAAAGCCGCAUGCGUCGUGGUUAUCAUGAGGCAUUUCCAGACUGGAGAGCUGAAUUGUUGGAGUCUGCGGCCAAAGAGGCUUGCUGAAGUACCUUAGUCAUGGAGUUCAUUCGCCACAGCUACCACGUAUGCAGUAUGAAAAGUUUCAGGUUUUGACGAUAACAACGGCUAUGAAACAUGAAAACAGUUUCAACUGAAAACACAGUGACCAGUUCUGGACUUGAGCCACCAACUACC